This is a messenger RNA of Fraxinus pennsylvanica, 1101 nucleotides long. The record is from the annotation of a GenBank genome assembly. Lineage: Eukaryota; Viridiplantae; Streptophyta; Magnoliopsida; Lamiales; Oleaceae.
AUGGAACUCCCAAAUCUUUUUCUUUCCUUGUUCCACUGCUUGCUCCUCACCACUACUGGGUAUCUGUGUGUCCAAGGUUUGCCUCAUCAUAGUCGUCGUCAUCAUCAUAAUCGUCGUCAUCUUCAUGACGAGCAUCAGUUAUACGGCUUUCGACCAUCAAAACUAUUUGUAUUUGGGGACUCCUAUGCUGAUACAGGGAAUGUCAGGAAGUCUUUAGCUAACUCUUGGAAGGAACCCUAUGGUACCACUUUUCCCGGAAAACCUGCCGGUCGAUUCUCCGAUGGCCGUGUUCUCACCGAUUACCUUGCCAAGUACUUGGGACUCAAGUCUCCAAUAUCAUACAUAUGGAUGAAAUUGGGAGAGAAAAAGCUGCACUAUGGGAUGAACUUUGCUUAUGGAGGGAGUGGUGUGUUCAAUACUUACAAUUUGUUACCAAAUAUGAGCACCCAAAUCGAUUUCUUCGAGAAACUCAUGAAUAAUGAUUCAGUCUACACCAAAUGGGACUUGCAAUCUUCUCUGGUUCUUGUGGCUCUUGCUGGAAAUGAUUAUGGUGCUUAUUUAGCCAACAAUGGCACUUCCCAGGGUUUGCAGACUUUCAUUCCUCUUGUGAUUAAUCAACUCGCCAUGAACUUAAAACGCCUUCAUGAAAUGGGAGCAAGGAAAAUAGCUGUGACGGCCUUGGAGCCUUUGGGAUGUCUCCCUCAAUUCACUAAAAGUUCUUGGUUCCAACAAUGCAAUGAAACUCAGAACAUGGCUGUAAAUUUCCACAACCUCCUUUUGCAGCAAGCAGUAGAAAAGUUGAAUAACGAGACUCAAGAUUCUGCGUUUUUAGUUCUUGAUCUUUACAGCUCUUUCACGACUGUACUCGAUCAUAAAAAGGAUAACUCAGGAAAUCUGAAAUUUGAUACUCCAUUGAAGCCCUGUUGCAUGGGAGUAAGCAAUGGCUAUUUUUGCGGGAGUGUGGACAAGAACGGUGCCAAAAUGUAUACAGUCUGCAAUGACCCAAAAGCUGCAUUCUUCUGGGAUGGCUCACACCCAACAGAAGCUGGAUGGCGUGCAGUGUUUACAGCAUUACAACCUACCUUUGAACGAUUUUUUUAA